Messenger RNA from Rhopalosiphum padi (bird cherry-oat aphid), 768 nucleotides. RefSeq lists its product as uncharacterized. NCBI's taxonomy places the organism in Eukaryota, Metazoa, Arthropoda, Insecta, Hemiptera, Aphididae. Bases 1 to 768 code for a protein of 255 amino acids. The record is from RefSeq and is a predicted model, not a curated record. The transcript has a single exon.
AUGGUGUUCAGUCUGGUGAAGCUGGCGUACCUAGAGUGCAGCGCUGAACAGCGGUUGUGGUAUAACUCGAUACAGGGACCGGUAGUGCCGGUCGACGUACGCGACUGUUGCGAAUAUCUGAUUAAAGCCAGAAAAUUCGCGCUGCUGUUGACGAACUGCCAGCAACCGGACGUGUGUUUGAUUGCCGCCGAUAAAGGGCACGUCGACUGUCUGCGAGUGGCGCACGUCGCGGGCAUGCCGUGGAACUCGCACACCAUGACCGCGGCCGGCAACAUCGAGUGCUUGAGUUACGCUCAUCAGAACGGCUGCGAAACGGCCAACGUGGAAUUGAUGGCGUCGUUCAGCGGUUGGAAACUCAGUAUGUUGCAAUACACGUACGCGUGGCAACACCACUUCGAUUUCCCGACCAACAUGUGCUCGUUGGCCGCGCGUUUCGGCAACGUCGAAGUGUUGAAAUGCCUGCGCGAGUUGGGCCUCGAGUGGGACGUCAGUACGACCGCGGGACGGCGCCCUACAACCGUCUGGCUUACUUGGAUUACGCGCGAACAAACAACUGAGCAGACGUGCGCCGCCGCCGGGUUAAACGGCCAUUACAGGCAGUGGAUUUACAGGAGCCUAAAGUAUGCGCACCGGCACGGAUGCGAAUCGGAAGUUAAUACACUCUUUUUGGCGCUCAUCAACGUCAAGAUGAAGUGUUACAAUUACGCCCUCCAAAACAUUAGCUCCUUGCCAGAUCGGCUGCGCGUAGGCGGGGAAAUAUUUGAGUAG